Molecule: messenger RNA, 291 nt
Organism: Staurois parvus
Lineage: Eukaryota; Metazoa; Chordata; Amphibia; Anura; Ranidae
Source: the annotation of a GenBank genome assembly
AAGGACAGUCCCAGAACUGUCAUAAAUAGUCUAUUUCUGACAGUUCUGGGACAUUCACUCCAUACAGCUGUUUUUCAAACCGCUGUAUGGAGGGAAUGUCAUAGAACUGUCAGAAAUAGACUAUUAAUGACAGUUCUGGGACUGUCCUUCCAUACAGCGGUUGAAACAUUGUAUGUAUUUGUUUCCAUAAAUGGAUCCAUUUAUGGAAACAAAUACAUACAAUGUUUCAACCGCUCUUAUGGAAGGACAGUCCCAGAACUGUCAUUAAUAGUCUAUUUCUGACAGUUCCAU